Molecule: messenger RNA, 2135 nt
Organism: Pyrus x bretschneideri (Chinese white pear)
Lineage: Eukaryota; Viridiplantae; Streptophyta; Magnoliopsida; Rosales; Rosaceae
Product: pectin acetylesterase 12-like
Exons: 11
Coding region: 486-1709 (407 amino acids)
Biological process (GO): cell wall organization
Cellular component (GO): plant-type cell wall
Molecular function (GO): pectin acetylesterase activity
Source: RefSeq, a predicted model, not a curated record
AACUCUGAGAUAACAAAAACGAAAGAGGGGACGGGUUUCGGACUUAAUCCAAGGAUUACCUUGAAGCAUCAACAACAUCCAAUGACAGUAUCUGUAUAUAUAACCAUGCGGAAUCGGAAGUAGUCUGGUUUACCAUGGUGGAUGAGAAGGGCCUUAAUUUGUUCAUUUCGAAAUCGAACGCUCCAAGCUUUUGUUAAAUUAAGGAAGUUCGUACCGGACAUUUCUUCUUAGUUUUUCCCAUUUCUGGGCAGCUUUAAUUGACUUAGUACUAUAAGAAUUCAUUUCCUCUUUUUUCAGUCCAUUUCCUUUUAUUUUCUGAUAAGCUGGUGAAAAAUUGUUGAUGCGACGUCUGGAGCUGCCAGAUUUGACUAAGCACUAACGUACGUAUAUUCAAAUCCUCUCCAAUUUAAUUAAGAUUUGACUUUCGUUUAUAUAUCUAAGUUUCCGAAGACUUGGGGCCGAGAGAUUGGAGGAGAGAGAGAGCCAUGGUGAAGUUCUUGUGGGUUGGCAUUGUAACAGCACUUGUUUUCAGAAUAUGGGUUGAUGGGUUUGUGGAAGAGAAGAAUUUUGAUGAGACGGUGCCGUCUUUGUUGGAGACCUAUGGAAGCUCCGAGGCUGCAAAUGACAUACUCAUGGUAGGGCUAACACUCGUCAAAGGAGCUGCUGCCAAAGGAGCAGUCUGCUUGGAUGGAACGGUACCUGCUUACCAUUUGCAUCGUGGAUAUGGAUCGGGGGCGAACAGUUGGCUCAUUCACCUUCAGGGAGGAGCAUGGUGUAACGACACCAAAAGUUGUUCUAACCGCAAGCUUUCACCUUAUGGAUCAUCAGCGCACAUGGAACCAGAGAUAGCAUUUUCUGGAAUACUAAGCAAUCACUCUGAAGAAAAUCCCGAGUUUUUCAACUGGAAUAGAGUAGAGCUCCGGUAUUGUGACGGUGCUUCAUUUUCUGGGGACAGCGAAAAUCAGGCAGCAAAACUGAAAUUUAGAGGACAGCGUAUAUGGUUAGCUGCAAUGGACGAUUUGAUGUCAAAGGGAAUGCGCAACGCGAAUCAUGCUCUUCUUUCUGGUUGCUCUGCCGGCGGUCUGUCAUCAAUUUUGCACUGUGAUGAGUUUCGGGGCUUGUUUCCUACAACUACAAAAGUGAAGUGCCUGAGUGAUGCUGGACUUUUUCUUGACGUGGUUGAUAUUUCCGGUGAACGCACAAUGAGGGAUUUUUAUAGUGGUGUAGUAAGCUUGCAGGGGGUGCAAGAAAAUCUGCCGCGAUUCUGUACUAGUCACCUCGAUCCUACUUCGUGCUUCUUCCCGAAGAACUUAAUUGUGAACAUUACAACCCCACUAUUUAUACUCAAUUCAGCAUACGAUUCAUGGCAGAUCAAUAACAGUUUAGCUCCACCAUCAGCAGAUCCGCACGGCGAGUGGAAGAGUUGCAGAUAUAACCUUGCAAGUUGUUCUGCAUCACAGAUGCAAAUUCUUCAAGGAUUCAGGAAUCAAAUGCUGAAUGCAGUAAAACAAUUCUCAAUGCGUAAUCAAAGUGGGAUGUUCAUAAAUUCGUGUUUGGUGCACUGUCAAACGGAGAAAAGUGCAUGGUAUGCUAAUGAAUCUCCAGCUCUUGGAAACAAGACAAUUGCAGAAGCUGUUGGAGAUUGGUAUUUUGAUAGAGCAGAGGUUACGGUUGUUGAUGAAACUUGCCGCCAUCUGGCUCUCGAAUGAGAAUUGAUUGACAGAUUAUUUACAUGGUCAUUGUAUUGAGUUGUCUGCACUAUAAUACCAUCCCUUCUGCUUAAUGAAAUAACUUUGUAACAACUGAAAUCAAUAGAAUUCUACUACCAAGUUCAAGAACCAAAAAACAAAUGAAUGAACACCAUUCGCACUCUUCCAUUGUGACAAUGUUGAGUAGUGCAGUGAUACCAGAUUCCUUGUCUGGGCCAUGUAUUAGUUCCUUGCCUCCAACGCAGUCAAUCUCCCAUCAUGGUCUGGACACUAUUUCCCCCUACUCCGCCGGACACAAAUUCAAACAGUUUACGUGGAUGUAUGAUGAUAUUUACUGUUGGAUGCGUAAAUUGUUGAUGAUAUAAACGUACUUUAUAUAGCUAGUUACAAGUAACUUUUGGAUCUCACCAAUAUUAGAGAGUGUAU